UCCAUCUCUUGACAGUAUUUGAGACCUUGCACGAGAAACUCUCAGUCCAGCUCAACUGUAAAACUGGGCCACUACUACCUGACUCGGUUGUCGCAAGGCAUAAAGAGAAUAUAUGCAAAGCCUCUGGUACACCGUAAGCAAGAACGGGGAGCGGGAGCGGAAUGCUUGUCGAGUGUAAGCAGAGGAGUCCCGACCUAAGGUGACGGAGGUAACGCGGCCAGGUCUCCAAACGCCGCGGCCGGCCCCCACCCCUCUUCCGGGUGGACUGCGUGGACCUGUCCUCUCGCCGCUCUGGCCCCGCGCCCCGCCUGCCUUCCCUAGCGCGGCUCCGCCCCGGCCGCCAGCGGGCGCAGAAGCGUCUGGAACCCGGACCCACCCGGGAUACUACUCUGGCCCCGCGGAGCAGGCGGAGCAGGUAACUCCAUGCAUUGGAGACCAUGGAUAAAUAUGAUGUGAUUAAGGCCAUUGGGGAAGGUGCCUUUGGGAAAGCAUACCUGGCCAAAGGGAAAUCAGAUAGCAAGCACUGUGUUAUAAAAGAGAUCAAUUUUGAAAAGAUGCCCAUCCAAGAAAAAGAAGCUUCAAAGAAAGAAGUCAUUCUUCUGGCGAAGAUGAAACAUCCCAACAUUGUAACCUUCUUCAGUUCAUUUCAAGAGAACAACAGGCUGUUUAUUGUGAUGGAGUACUGUGAUGGAGGGGAUCUCAUGAAAAGGAUCAAAAAACAACGGGGAGUGUUACUUAGUGAAGAUCAGAUUCUGAGUUGGUUUGUACAGAUUUCUCUAGGACUGAAACAUAUUCAUGACAGGAAGAUCUUACACAGGGACAUAAAAACACAGAACAUUUUCCUUAGCAAGAAUGGAAUGGUUGCAAAGCUUGGGGACUUUGGUAUUGCAAGAGUCCUGAACAAUACCAUGGAACUUGCUAGAACUUGUGUUGGAACGCCUUACUACUUGUCCCCAGAGAUCUGUCAGAAUAAACCCUACAACAAUAAAACGGAUAUUUGGUCUCUUGGCUGCGUCUUAUAUGAGCUCUGCACACUCAGACAUCCUUUUGAGGGUAACAACUUACACCAGCUGGUUCUGAAGAUUUGUCAAGCUCGUGUUCCCCCAAUAUCUCCAAGGUUUUCCCAUGACCUACAGUCCUUAAUAUCCCAGCUCUUUGAAGUAUCUCCCCGAGCUCGACCAUCCAUUAGUUCCAUUUUGAAAAGGCCCUUUUUAGAGAAUCUUAUGGCCAAAUACUUGACUCCCGAGGUCAUUCAGGAAGAAUUCAAUCACACCCUCAGACAUAAAGCAAGAUCGUCUGCUUCUCGACCUGCUGAGAAGGUGGUCCCAGAUUUUAAAAUGCAGAAAGUGAGAUUCCAGGGAAAGUGCCUGCCAAGAUCAAGGAGGAAGGACAUAUAUAGAAAUGAAUGGAGACCGCCAGCUGGAGCCCAGAAGCCCGUAUCUAUAAAAAUGGUAGAAAGGCCCAAACUUGCUGCAGUGUGUGGACAUUAUGAUCAUUAUUAUGAUCAACUUGACUUGUUGAGGAAGAGAGCCAAUGGACAAAAUUACCACUAUGUUCCUCAAAAAGAUACCAGAGUUGAGGAGAAUUAUAAUCAGGAAGAAAGCCACAGUCCAUCUUCAGGUCAAUGGCUUGCCGAAUACCUUCAGAGGAAAUGUGAAGCUCAACGACAUAAGCUGAAAGUGCAAAAGCAAUUGGGUAUUCGUCCAUCUUCUGCUGAGCCAAAUCACAACCAGAGACAAAAGCUAAGAAGUAAUGGGGAAGAGCCUGGAUUCCAGGAGCUGCAGUUCAGGAGAAAUGAAAGGAAGGAGCAGGAAUACUGGAAGCAGCUAGAAGAAAUACGCCAACAGUACCACAACGACAUGAAAGAAAUUAGAAAGAAGAUGGAGUGUGAACUGGAGGAAGACUCAAAAAUAAGUCAUAAAACAUACUUGGUGAAGAAGAGUGACCUGCUCAUCCACCAAGAGGCACCUGAGGAAGAAGCACCUGUGCAGGAUAUUGAAAGAGACUUGAAACAAAUUGGACUUCAGAACACAAAGGAAAGUAAAAUUCCGGAACAAAAACAUAAAGCUAAGAGAGGGAUAAAGUUUGAAAUUAAUUUAGACAAAUGUAUUUCUGAUGGAGACACCCUCCAAGAGGAAGAGGCAAUGGAUAUACUGAAUGAAACUUUGACCUCUGAGGACGACGUUAAGUUUAAAGGGUAUAAAUGUAUAAAGGAGCAUGAAGAUUAUACAGACAAAGCAUUUGAAAAACUCUGUUGCCGGGAAGCAGAUGAUGGGAUCCACACAGCCUGCUGGAGCCCCAUCUUCCCUUGCAGCUAUGUGAGCAUUCACACACCCUGGCUCGCCUCCGUUUCCUCUUCCUGGAAUCGUACACUUUGCCUCAUUUCCACCUGGAAAAAUCUUUAUUCAAUUCAGCAGGCAUCUUGUGGAAAAUCUCCCUUCUGCCAGACUGUGCUAGACGGCCGAGUGAUCAUGAUUGAAGGCAUUCCAGAAAACAGGAAACAGUGGCGGCUUGAAACGCCGGGAACUUUAAUGAGUGUUUUGACAGCAGCACAUCUAACAAGUAGCUCAUUUUCUGCCAACGAUGGAGAAUUUGCUCCAGUUGCCCUGCUGGAAAAUGAGGGACCGUGUGGAACAGAGAGACAAGCCAUCCCAAGUGAAGCCAUGCUAGACCAGCCAACCUCCAGGUGGCCAGUGGGACCAUUAAAACAAUGGCUUCCUAAACAAGAGGGGAAGGUAGGAGUGGCCUGUGACAUUGAAGUAGAAGAACAACCAGGACCAAGAUCUGAUGAUGAUGAUACAAAUUUUGAAGAAUCUGAAGAUGAGUUGAGAAAUGAAGUAGUAGAAUCCCUGGAAAAACUCUCUACUUCCAAAGAGGCAGAAAAAAGGGAAGAGGUUUCCAGUUCCUCUAAGGAUGCUGAAAAGAAAGAGAGGGGAUAGGCAUACAGAAAUAUGCAGAAUUAAAUGAAAGUUUGUAGAGUAUUUUUACUCCAUCUGAUGACAAAAUUUGUAUUGUUGAUGAAGACCCAGGAACAUCAACCACCAGUCAAAAUAUACAAGUGUGAUUAUUGAACUUUUUCUUAAAUAACAAGUUAGUAUCUAUUACAGUGUCUCUUUGGGAGCAGUCAUAAAUAUACAUUUAUUGUAAGGGUUUUCCAGUAAUCCCAAGGCUUUAUUAGUUUUCUUCUCAAUUUAGACAAUAGGACUAACUUCUGAAUUAAUUAAAAUUAAUAAAAUUUACUUAAUUAAAAUUAUUUAAUUUUUUUAAAUAAUAAUUUAAAAAUUAUUUAAAAUUAAUAUUUUUACGCUGAGAAAUCUUUCAGAUAAUAUGUGUGGUUGGCAGAGUAAUGUGGCUCCCCUCACCCCACAUGCACCCAAAAAUGUGAAUAUAUUUUUACCUGGCAGAGGGGAAUUAAGGUUGCAGAUGGAAUUAAGGUUGCUCAUCAGCUGACCUUAAAAUAGGGAGGGUAUCUUGGAUUAUUCAGGUGGGCUCAAUGUAAGCACAAGAGUCUUUGAAAGUGGAGGAGGGAGGGAAAGGAGAGAACCAGAGGUGGCAGCUGAGAGGGAUUCAGGUUGAUGCUGCUGCCUUUGAAGAUGGAGGAAGGAGCCACAAGCCAAGGAAUGCAGGCAGCCUCUAGAAGCUGGGAAAGGCAGGGCAACGGAUUCACCCCUAAGGCCUGCCGAAGAAAUGCAGCUCUGCCAACGCCUUGGUUUUAGCCUAGUGAAAUCCACUUUAGAUUUCUGACCUAUGGAAGUGUAAGAUAGUAAGUUUUUGUUGUUUUAACUAAGUUUGUGGUCAUUUGUAACUAGUGAUAGAAAACUAAUAUACAAACUCAUUCAUUUAAAAUAAUGAAUCUGUCGUUUUAUAAAACCAUGACUUUGAAAUUUCUUAAGGUAUAUUGAACAUGCUUUUCUGAAGCUGAUGUUGACACUUACAGGAGUAAGGAGAGGAACAAGGCAUGUCAAUUAUGUACCAAAUAAUAAUUUUAUUGUUUCAUUGAAUUAUUUUCUAAUAGUUUCAAAUGUAUAGAUUAUAAACUUCUGGAAGGCAGGGACUAUAUCUGGUCUUUGUUUCUUAUGAUGAUCUUUUUAUAUAUAGCACUUAGCACCAUGCUAGAAAUGUUUCUUAACUGAGUAAGUAAAUACUAAUACAAUUUCCUCAUUAAGACUGUAAGCCCUUUGAGGCAGGAAACUAGACUUAAACUUUUUGUAUUAAUUAUAACAAUCCCAGUGUUGAACAUGUGCCUGGAGCUUAGCAGAUAUUUGUUGUACCUGCUGUUAUGAAGGACAAGAGUGGUUAUAUCUAAGUGGUAGAAUUCAGCCUGAAAUAGCUGGUCUAUAAUGAAAAUAAAACUAAGUUGGCACAUUGAUGCAUUGCUGAACCAAGUAAACAAA
Molecule: messenger RNA, 4394 nt
Organism: Lagenorhynchus albirostris (white-beaked dolphin)
Lineage: Eukaryota; Metazoa; Chordata; Mammalia; Artiodactyla; Delphinidae
Gene: NEK5
Product: NIMA related kinase 5
Exons: 24
Coding region: 438-2939 (833 amino acids)
Biological process (GO): protein phosphorylation
Molecular function (GO): ATP binding; protein kinase activity
Source: RefSeq, a predicted model, not a curated record